Budorcas taxicolor (takin) is the source of this 1317-nucleotide messenger RNA. It is a transcript of the gene SLC10A5, whose product is annotated as solute carrier family 10 member 5. The record is from RefSeq and is a predicted model, not a curated record. Lineage: Eukaryota; Metazoa; Chordata; Mammalia; Artiodactyla; Bovidae. Gene Ontology annotation, molecular function: bile acid:sodium symporter activity. Gene Ontology annotation, biological process: bile acid and bile salt transport. The coding region runs from base 1 to 1317 and encodes 438 amino acids. The transcript has a single exon. Gene Ontology annotation, cellular component: membrane.
AUGAUUAGAAAACUUUUUAUUGCCCUGCUUUUGUCAUCUGUGACUCUUGGAGAAGCCAGGAAAUCCUUUCUCAGUUUCCUGAAUAUGGAAAAGACUGAAGUUCUGUUUUUCACAAAGACGGAAGAAGCUGUCGUUGUGAGGUCAACUUACAGAGAUAAACAGCCCAACUCCAGCCACCUCCUGGUGCAACUGGGAGACGAUAGAAUACUCCAGGUGGCGAAUGUGACCAAGACCUUAUCGGACGUGACCAACUUUACCAUAAACCUGGUGAUGGGUGGAGACGGAGAGACGAAUCUGACCGUUCAGCUGUGGGAUUCGGAAGGUAGGGGCCAAAGGCUCAUUGAGGAGAUCAAGAAUGUCCGAGUCAGCGUGCUCAGAGAGAGACAUGACAGUCCUUCCCAGGUACCAGACCUCCUCAACAGAAACAUCCUAAUGCUGUUUCUGCCAAUGAUACUGUUAAAUAAAUGUGCGUUUGGGUGCAAGAUUGAGUUCCAGGUGUUUGAAACAGUGUGGAAGAGACCUUUGCCGGUAGUUCUUGGGGCGGUCAUACAGUUUUUUCUUAUGCCAUUUUGCGGAUUCCUUCUGACGCAGAUUUUGGCCUUGCCUGAGGCCCAGGCGUUUGGGUUUAUAGUCACCUGCACAUGCCCAGGUGGGGGUGGGGGCUACCUCUUCGCGCUGCUUCUAGAAGGAGAUGUCACUUUGGCCAUUCUGAUGACCUGCAUGUCAACGUUUCUGGCCCUGGUCACGAUGCCUACCAAUUCGUACAUAUACAGUAGAAUCUUAGGGUUAUCGGGCACACUGCAUAUCCCUAUUUCUAAAAUUAUGUCAACCCUCCUCUUCAUCCUCGCACCGAUGUCAGUGGGAAUAGCCAUCAAGCGUAGACUGCCUGACAAAGCCAAGUUCUUGGAGAGGAUCAUUAGGCCUCUGAGUUUUAUUUUAAUGUGUAUAGGGAUUUGUUUGACUUUCAGCAUGGGAUUGGUGUUUCUGAAAGCAAUGAACCUGGACGUGCUUCUGUUGGGUGUCUCAGUUCCUGCUUUGGGUUUGUCAUUCGGGUACUUUUUUGCUAAAAUUUCUAUGCUCCCUCUUCCUGUUUGUAAAACUGUUGCUAUUGAAGGUGGGGUGCUGAAUAGUUUCUUAGCCCUUGCCAUUAUUCAGCUUUCCUUUUCACAGUCUGAUGCAGACUUGGCGUCUGUGGCUCCGUUUACAGUGGCCAUGUGUUCUGCAUGUGAAAUGUUACUGAUCCUUCUGUUCUACAAGGCUAAGAAAAGAUGUGUCCUUAACACAGAAGAAAAAAGAAUGAAAAAUCCCCCAGUCUAA